CCGGAAGUGCCGGGCCGGGGGGAGGGGAAGGGGGUAGGACCGAAAGGGAUAAGGUUGACGUUGCGUGUUGAGGUUAGGGGGCGUUUCCAGGAUUUAGAUAACAGCUGUUGGGUCUUAAAGAAAAAUAUUUAGGCCUCAAAUGCCUAUUCAAUUUAUCAUGCUUACUUUAUUUCAUAAUAGGUGAGAAUUGGUUCUAAUUAAUUUACAAUCUGCACUUAUUUCUGUCUGGUCUGUUGGCCCAGUUCUUUUAUUUCAUUGUUUCUUUAUUUUGUCAAAAUUAUAAAUUACAGGCUUUGAAACGUGCAGUCGUUCGGAGGAGAAGGCCGAAAAUAUUUUCGUCAUCAGUCAAAGUAUCUGAAAACUUGAUCUCAACUCUUAAUAGUCUUAAAAGGUUACGCUACCCUUUAAAAUCAUGGCUCGAAGGUAUCAAGAAUUAUUUUUAAGCCUGCUGAUCGUAACACUUUUCUUCCUGUGGUACCUCAUCUCCCGCUUCGUAGAAAAAGCUUUCCCUGAAGCAGUCAUACAAGAUUAUUGGUUGUUGCGACUUUGUGUCAGUUCCAUUGGAUAUGGUUGCAUUCUCAUACCAGGCUUUGUUGCUUAUAAAUAUGUGAAUGCAACGGGCUAUUUAGACAGAACAGAUCUUGGAUGUUUUGGAAGGAUUGUGAAGCUGUGCCUUGGAGAACCAGAUCCUGAUUUAAUGAAAACUGCUGAGUCUUCAACUUCAUCUCUGGUUCAAACUCGAUCUUCCAGUAAGAAAGCUUUCCAGCUUUUAUACUGUUUUGUUGGGUUGCAAGUAUCAUAUUUGGUGUGGGGUGUACUCCAGGAAAAAAUAAUGACUCAGGAAUACCGCAAUUCAAGUGACGAAACUGCAAACUUCCGUGAUUCUGAGUUUCUGGUGUUUGUGAAUCGUGUGUUAGCAUUUGCAUUCUCCGGCAUACAUCUCAUCUUCACAAGGCAUCCUCGUCAUAAUUGUCCAUUAUAUAAAUAUAUCUAUUGUUCUUUGACAAACAUUCUGAGCUCUUGGUGUCAGUAUGAGGCCCUGAAAUUUGUAACUUUUCCUACUCAGGUACUUGUCAAAGCGUCAAAAAUAAUUCCUGUAAUGAUCAUGGGGAAAGUUGUUUCAAAGAAAAAGUUCGAGUAUUAUGAAUAUGUGACUGCAGUAAUGAUGUCUAUCGGAAUGGUUAUGUUUCUGUUAAACAACAAUGGAAGUGACAAGGGUGUGAAAGAGACAACAAUCUCUGGGGUUGUUCUACUGGCAAUGUACAUGUCAAUGGAUAGUUUCACAUCCAACUGGCAAAGCGAACUCUUCUCAGCAUACAGCAUGAGUUCCGUACAGAUGAUGUGUGGAGUCAAUCUGUUUUCUUGUCUUCUUACAGGUGUUUCCCUUUUCUCACAAGGAAUUCUGUUCAGAUCCUUUGAGUUCAUGACAAAAUUUCCAUCAUUUGGAAUGGAUUGCUUUCUGCUAUCCUUGUGCUCCGCCACUGGUCAACUUUUUAUUUUCCAUACUAUAUCUACAUUUGGACCAGUUGUAUUUGUUAUUAUAACUACUCUAAGACAGGUCCUAGCUAUUUUGCUUUCUUGCUUUAUCUACCAACACCACCUCUCAACUUUUGCUGUGUUUGGAGUUGCUGUUGUUUUCAUUGCUAUAUUUUUAAGAAUUUACUGCAACCAAAGACUCCGCAAUAUAAGGAAACAACAGCUGAGAAGCACUCAAGGAUAAUAUUCCUAUUGACAAAAUAUGUAUCCAAAGACUUGAUGUUCCUCUAUUUGGAGACCUGUCUUGUUAUUUAAUUGUAUUGUUCAGUCUUACUAGUGUUGUAUAUUUUCAGUCCUUUUUGGGAAUGUUUAGAUAUUUUUCUAAGUCUGUGAUACUUAAACCUAGUUUAAAAAAAAUGUUUUAAAAAUAUUACACGGAAUGUGCCUUUUAUUCCUUUUAAAUAUUGACGAUCGUUUGUCCAGUGAUGUCUUAGUAUGACAAAAUUCAAAUGUACUUAACUUAUCCAGAGGCUGCUUUGUAAGGCUCAAAAAGUAUUUACGUUUUUUUUUUUUUUUUACUUCUCCUAAGCCUUUCUGGUUCUAUUUUAGGGGUAAUGUGACAUUUUAGCUUCAUGAAUUGAAUGUGUCCUCUACAUAGGUGUCUUGUGGACAAAAUGGUUCAAUUCUUAGUGUGUGAGAUACUGCAAUGAAUCCAGAUGCUAAUUACAAUUCUGUGAUUGUUUUUCUCUUAGGAACUUAUCUCUUAAACAAUUAUUUAUUGUGGGAAUGUUAGAUUAAACAUGACAAUUUUUAAAGUGUGCUCUUGUCUGUUUUUUUUUUGUGUGGUUGUUUUUGUGGGGGAGAAAUAAAUUUUGAAAAUAUUUUU
Messenger RNA from Thrips palmi, 2362 nucleotides. RefSeq names its product adenosine 3'-phospho 5'-phosphosulfate transporter 1 (gene sll). Gene Ontology annotation, biological process: transmembrane transport. The transcript has 8 exons. The coding region runs from base 413 to 1720 and encodes 435 amino acids. The record is from RefSeq and is a predicted model, not a curated record. Gene Ontology annotation, molecular function: 3'-phosphoadenosine 5'-phosphosulfate transmembrane transporter activity. Gene Ontology annotation, cellular component: Golgi membrane; endoplasmic reticulum membrane. NCBI's taxonomy places the organism in Eukaryota, Metazoa, Arthropoda, Insecta, Thysanoptera, Thripidae.